AGUACUACUGUGGGUAAAAAUUCUUAAUUCAUCGGAAUAUUUUUUCUGUGGAUUAGACUGUCAGUGACAUCUAUGCCAUUACUGUUUAGUAUACGUCUGUCUUUCUGAAGUAUUAAAUGUGCAAUCGGCGAUUUUUACAAUGAGUGAAAUUAUUCAACAUGGAAGUUCUAUUGAAUUUUGUAUACGGAUAAAUAUUAUUUCGGUCAGAAGGUGAACCAUUUCCAGCAAAAGCGUUCGACAAGAUGAAUCAUCAAAUAACAAUCUCAAAGAUCUCCACAGCAUAGGAAAACCUCUCUGCUCGUUCGCAGCUGUCCGAACCUAAACCUAGUGGCUUUGAGCCACAUACGGAUCAUCCGGUUCACGCCGAGACUGGCCGAAAAUAGGAUGGAGUCAAAUCUGUCAUCUAUCCUGCUAGAAUCAUUCUAUGUCAGCAAUGUUUCGGUGUCGGAAAAUAACACGACAGAUUCCUUACCCGGGGCAAUUGUUGCUCCGACCCAAACGUCACACAUACUGGGACAUUCCGUUUCACCCUUUUCGGUGGCAUCUUUUCCCAGCAACAUCAUGGGGGAGAAUGUGUCCCAGUUCCACCAGCUGCUCCCGCUGGCUACCUUCCUUCCAACGCUGUCGACGGCGGUCACGGAUAUUAUCGAAACAAACAUGCAGGCGUCGAACGCAACCCUGCCGGUAGAAUACUGCGACCUGAUGAAUAUCACCUAUGGCCCCGAUGGCACUAGCAGCACCCAUCCGGGGAUCAUCUGUCUGUCCCAUGCACCGGCACUGUCGAAGUCCAGUGUGAUCCGUGUGAUUGUCCUGUCAGCGAUGGCAAUGGUGUCAUUGCUAGGCAAUAUUGCCACCAUGUGCAGCAUCCAGAAAGACCGCAAAUCCCGGCGUUUGGCCAGGCACAACUGGAGUGCAAUUUAUUCACUCAUCUUUCAUCUUUCCAUAGCCGACCUGCUGGUGACCGGGUUCUGUAUGAUUGGCGAAGCGGCCUGGAGCUACACGGUCGAAUGGAUGGCCGGGAUGGUGGCCUGUAAGCUGUUCAAGCUACUUCAAAUGUUCAGCCUGUACCUGUCCACCUACGUGCUGGUGCUGGUCGGCGUUGAUCGCUGGGUCGCUGUCAAAUAUCCAAUGAAGUCAUUAAACACGGCACGCCGCUGCCAUCGGUACCUACUCGGGGCCUACACGGUUUCGUUUCUGCUGAGCAUUCCACAGUGGAUGAUUUUCCGGGUGGCGAAAGGUCCUUUUCUGGAGGACUUUUACCAGUGCGUGACGCACGGCUUCUACACCGAUCGGUGGCAGGAACAGCUGUACACCACUUUCACCUUAGUGUUUAUGUUCAUCAUUCCACUGCUGAUACUGAUCGGCACGUACUUAUCGACUUUUAGGACUAUAUCAAGUAGUGAAAAGAUCUUUCGGAUCGAAACGACGGCCAUGGAUCGGUCGUACUACCGCCGGUCGGACACAAACCGGCAACGGCUAAUACACAAAGCCAAAAUGAAAUCCCUCCGGAUAUCGGUGGUGAUUGUGGUGGUCUUCAUCGUCUGCUGGACGCCCUACUACAUCAUGAUGUUGAUAUUUAUGUUCCUUAAUCCGACCGAACGGCUCGGCGAGGACCUACAGGCGGGCAUAUUUUUCUUCGGGAUGUCCAACAGCCUCAUUAAUCCGCUAAUAUAUGGCGCUUUUCAUCUCAUCCCGAUCCGAAGGAGACACAAUCAGUACAAUCAACAUGUAAGGGAGGGAUCGGCCUAUUUUCAACGAUCAUCUACCUGCAACCACCAGAAUGGAAACAACACUUUGCAGCAGUUGCAGCCUCAGCCCCAGCAGCAACGAAACACUCGUCUUACCGUCAAUAACAAAUUGUCAAAUUCACACUCGAACCUGGCGGAGGAAAUUUCCCUCAUGUCGCUGGAGAAGGAUCUCAAGUGUCUGGACGAAAACGUCAACCAGAUUCAUGUCAAAGGCAGCUCGACCAGCAAACGCAGCCUGGCCCAAAAGUUCUAUUCGCUGACUCUGCUGAUACACCGGUCGAGGCCUACGAAGCUAUAGAAAUGAUCGAGCGAAAUCGUAAUCACCGCCAACCGUUGUAAAUUAUAAGUCCAUUCUUCCUAAUGACUACUAAGUGUUGUUUGUGGUUUGACCGAGAGUUUGAGCUACUGAUGUAUUUUAUGUACACCUGCAUAACAUUGUUAAGGCUAAUUAUUCAGAAGAAGAAAUACAAAAACAAAAAUCCAUGACUCAGUGAUGCUCAAAUAUAUGGCCACGGAGAACAAGUGAUAAACGAGAAAUUAUCUAUUAUACGAUAUAUGAACCUUCAUUAUAUUUCGCAUCUGUCA
This is a messenger RNA of Malaya genurostris, 2333 nucleotides long. Its product is annotated as gonadotropin-releasing hormone receptor. The transcript is spliced from 7 exons. Gene Ontology annotation, molecular function: corazonin receptor activity. Gene Ontology annotation, cellular component: membrane. NCBI's taxonomy places the organism in Eukaryota, Metazoa, Arthropoda, Insecta, Diptera, Culicidae. Bases 385 to 2046 code for a protein of 553 amino acids. Gene Ontology annotation, biological process: neuropeptide signaling pathway. The record is from RefSeq and is a predicted model, not a curated record.